GAGGCAGCAGUACGUGGGGAAGCUCAAGUUCGCCUCCUUGGAGGCCUCGCAGGGUUCGAAGAAGCUCAUCGUGGCCACCGAGAAAAAUGUCGUGGCCGCUCUGAACUCCAGGAGCGGCGAAAUCCUGUGGCGCCAUGUGGACAAGGGAACCCCCGAAGGAGCAAUAGAUGCGAUGCUGAUCCACGGGCAGGAUGCCAUCACUGUGUCCAAUGCUGGACGUAUUCUGCGUUCCUGGGAGACCAACAUCGGAGGGUUGAACUGGGAGACGUCGCUGGACACCGGCAGUUUCCAGGUGGCUAGUUUGGUGGGGCUACAGGAUGUGGUGAAAUAUGUGGCCGUCCUGAAGAAGGCAGCCAUCUCUCUUCACUACCUUUCCAAUGGGCACCAGAAAUGGGUGGAACACUUACCAGAAAGUGAGAGUACUCAGUACCAGUUGGUGUAUUCCCAUGGGACUGGAGUGAUCCAUGUGCUUGGAGUCGUUCCCCAGAGCCACUUGAACAUUUUAACGUUCAACGUAGAAGAUGGAGAAAUUACAAAACAGAUCAGAGUGGCAGCCCCGUGGCUGAAGAGCUUAAACGGCAUGUGCGGCGUGGUGGGGGAGGCAGUGCUGGUGUGUGUGGACGUGGACACGCACUCGCUCUACGUUUGCUCCUUGGAGACCGAGCAGGAGAUGAAGGAGAUCCCACUGCAGUCGCUUGACCUGGAGUUUGCCGAUGCCUUCCAGCCCAGGAUAUUGGCCACUCAACCCAAUGUAAUCAGUGCUUCGCGGACUCAGUUUUUCCUGCAGCUGACUCCGAGCCACUUCGCUUUGCUGCAGUACAAACAUGGGCUGCUCAGCCACCUUCGGGACUUCCAGCAGGCGGCUCUGGUGAGUUUUGCAACAACUGGGGAGAAAACUGUAGCAGCUGUCCUGACCUGCAGGAGCGAACUGAAACCUGGAAGUUCUGAUGGCCUUCUUGCUGGAAGUACUCUGGAGGAUUCCCGGAAGCAGGAAUCCUUAACCUGUUCCAAUCAAACUUACAAUAUUAAUCUCUACCUGGUUGAAACUGGACAAAGAUUGUUGGAUACUACAAUUACCUUUAACCUGGAGCAGAGCGGUGCCAAGCCACAGCAGCUAUACAUCCAGGUUUUCCUGAAGAAGGAUGACUCCGUGGGCUAUCGAGCCUUAGUGCAAACAGAAGACCACAUGCUAAUGUUCCUCCAGCAGCCAGGAAAAGUUGUAUGGAGUCGAGAGGAGUCACUAGCAGAAGUGGUAAGCUUGGAGAUGGUGGAUCUACCUCUGACAGGUGCACAGGCUGAGUUGGAGGGAGAGUUUGGAAAGAAAGCAGAUGGUUUGCUGGGGAUGUUUCUGAAGCGGCUGUCCUCCCAACUUAUCCUGCUGCAAGCCUGGACUGCCCAUCUUUGGAAGAUGUUCUAUGAUGCCCGGAAACCUCGGAGCCAGAUUAAAAAUGAGAUUAACAUUGACAAUUUGGCCAGAGAUGAAUUCAACCUCCAGAAAAUGAUGGUGAUGGUCACUGCUUCGGGAAAGCUUUUUGGUAUUGAAAGCAGUUCUGGCACCAUCCUGUGGAAGCAGUAUCUCAGGAACGUGAGACCAGGCUCCUCCUUUAAGCUGAUGGUCCAAAGAACAACAGCCCAUUUCCCACACCCCCCACAAUGUACUUUGCUUGUUAAGGACAAGGAAACUAAAAUGAGCUUUCUGUAUGUCUUUAACCCCAUCUUUGGGAAAAGAAGUCAAGUAGCUCCCCCUGUUCUGAAGCGUCCGAUUUUUCAGACUUUGCUUCUGCCUAUUAUGGAUCAAGACUAUGCCAAAGUACUACUCUUGAUCGAUGAUGAGUACAAGGUUACAGCUUUUCCAGCAACUAAAAAUGUUCUUCGCCAGUUAGAAGAAAUAGCCCAUACUAUCUUUUUUUAUCUAGUGGAUGCUGAGCAGGGAAAACUCUCUGGAUUUAGGCUGAAAAAGGACCUGACAACAGAGGAGAGUUGGGAGGUGGUCAUACCCACCGAAGUCCAGAGGAUAGUGACUGUGAAAGGGAAGAGGUCCAACGAGCACGUGCACUCCCAGGGCCGCGUGAUGGGAGACCGCAGUGUUCUCUACAAGUCCUUGAACCCAAACCUGCUUGCUGUGGUAACGGAGAGCACAGAUACGCAUCAUGAGCGCACUUUCAUUGGACUAUAUCUGAUUGAUGGAGUCACAGGCAGGAUCAUCCACUCAUCGGUACAGAAGAAAGCGAAGGGACCUGUCCACAUCGUCCAUUCAGAGAACUGGGUGGUGUACCAGUACUGGAACACAAAGGCACGGCGGAACGAGUUCACUGUGUUGGAGCUAUACGAGGGGACGGAGCAAUACAACGCCACAGCCUUCAGCUCCCUCGACCGCCCGAUUUUACCUCAGGUCCUCCAGCAAUCUUACAUCUUCCCAUCUGCUAUCAGUGCCAUGGAGGCCACCAUCACCGAGCGCGGCAUCACCAGCCGUCACUUGCUCAUUGGGCUUCCCUCCGGGGCCAUCCUCUCUCUUCCAAAGGCUCUGCUGGAUCCUCGCCGCCCAGAGAUCCCUACGGAACAAAGCAGAGAAGAGAACCUGAUUCCAUACUCCCCUGAUGUACAAAUCCAUGCUGAGAGGUUUAUCAACUACAAUCAAACCAUAUCCCGAAUGAGAGGGAUUUAUACGGCCCCCUCCGGCCUGGAGUCCACUUGUCUGGUUGUUGCGUAUGGCCUGGACAUCUACCAGACCCGAGUGUACCCAUCGAAGCAGUUUGACGUCCUAAAAGACGACUAUGACUACGUGCUGAUAAGCAGCGUUCUCUUUGGGCUGGUUUUUGCUACGAUGAUCACAAAGAGACUUGCUCAGGUGAAGCU
Molecule: messenger RNA, 2856 nt
Organism: Balearica regulorum gibbericeps (East African grey crowned-crane)
Lineage: Eukaryota; Metazoa; Chordata; Aves; Gruiformes; Gruidae
Source: RefSeq, a predicted model, not a curated record